This is a messenger RNA of Dromaius novaehollandiae (emu), 4956 nucleotides long. RefSeq names its product aryl hydrocarbon receptor-like. Gene Ontology annotation, cellular component: aryl hydrocarbon receptor complex; nucleus. Bases 193 to 3114 code for a protein of 973 amino acids. Gene Ontology annotation, molecular function: protein dimerization activity; nuclear receptor activity; transcription cis-regulatory region binding. The transcript is spliced from 11 exons. Gene Ontology annotation, biological process: regulation of transcription by RNA polymerase II; response to xenobiotic stimulus; xenobiotic metabolic process. The record is from RefSeq and is a predicted model, not a curated record. Lineage: Eukaryota; Metazoa; Chordata; Aves; Casuariiformes; Dromaiidae.
GGGGGCGGGGCCCGGCCCCCUCGGCCGCUCCCAUUGGCCAUCCGGAGGUCGCUCCAGGUUGUGCCGCGGCUCAGGCGGCCCCAGUCGGUAGGGUGCGUCCUCCGCUUCGCGCCUGGCGGCUGUGCCCGGGCGGGAUGCGGCCCCGCGGCGAGCUGCACUGACCGCCGCGCUUCGCCCCGGCCCCGGCCCGCCAUGUAUGCGGGGCGCAAGCGGAAGAAGCCGGUGCCCCGAGCGGCGAAACCCGGGCCGGCCGAAGGCGCCACGUCCAACCCCUCCAAGCGGCACCGGGAGCGGCUGAACUCGGAGCUGGAGCGGCUGGCCGGCUUGCUGCCCUUCCCGGAGGAGGUCCUCGCCAGCCUGGAUAAGCUGUCCGUGCUGCGCCUGGGGGUCAGCUACCUCAGGGCCAAGAGCUUCUUCAGCGUUGCUCUACAGAAUCACAGUGCCAAAGAAGCAGAGAGGAAUGGAGAGCAUGACAGAGGACCGGCUCCGGGCUUGGCAGCUGCAGGAGUACCAGAGGGCGAGCUGCUCUUACAGGCACUCAAUGGCUUUGUGUUGGUGGUGACAUCAGAAGGACUGAUAUUUUACUCCUCGCAUACGAUUCAGGACUAUCUGGGAUUUCAUCAGACAGAUGUCAUGCACCAGAGUGUAUUCCAGCUGAUCCACACUGAGGACCAGCAGGAAUUCAGGCGCAACCUCCACUGGGCCCUCAAUCCACCGCACACUCCUGAGGGUGAGCCCUCUUCUGAAGGGGAGAAGAAUCUUGGCUCUUCUGCUGUCAUCUACAAGCCUGAUCAGUUGCCUCCAGAAAACUCUGCCUUCCUUGAAAGGAGCUUUGUGUGCCGGUUUCGCUGCCUCCUGGAUAAUUCGUCUGGCUUCCUGGCUUUAAACCUUCAAGGCAGGCUGAAAUUCCUUCAUGGGCAGAACAAAAGGUCCAAAGAUGGGUCUCCAUUGCCACCCCAGCUUGCCCUCUUUGCUAUCUCCACCCCCUUGCAGCCCCAGUCUAUCCUGGAGAUCAGAACCAAGAACACAAUCUUCAGGACGAAGCACAAGCUGGACUUCACCCCCUUGGCAUGUGAUGCCAAGGGGAAGAUCAUUUUGGGCUACACUGAGGCAGAACUGCGGAUGUGUGGCACUGGUUACCAGUUCAUCCACGCUGCUGACAUGCUGUAUUGUGCAGAGAACCACGUCAGAAUGAUGAAGACGGGCGAGAGCGGCCUGACAGUCUUCCGCCUCCUGACAAAGGACAACCGCUGGAAGUGGGUGCAGGCCAAUGCACGGCUUGUCUACAAGAAUGGCAAACCUGAGUAUAUUAUUGCCACACAGAGACCACUUAUAGAUGAAGAAGGAGGAGAACACCUGAGGAAACGGUCCAUGCAUCUUCCCUUUACCUUUGCUACAGGAGAGGCACUCUUAUACCAAACCAGUCGCCCUCUCCCAGGCUUCUCUGACCCUUUCCUGAGCAAAGAGAAGAAUAACAAGUCCAUGAAGACCUCCCACAGCAAUGGAGAGCACUCCCAGAAGGAUAACAUUGACCCCAAUUCUCUGUUGGGUGCUAUAAUGCAACAGGAUGAGGCAGUGUACAUCUCCCAUCCAGCUCCCACACACAAUCACUCCUUCAGUAGCAGUUUCCUGAACCACCUGGGGGAUGUGCCCUUGUGGGGUGCACAAAGAGAGCCCUGGAGUAUGAUCACUGCCUCAGUUUCCUCAGGGGAAAAUGACCUCAGUCAGGAGGAGGACCCUCUGUUGGCCACCUUAGACUCGCUCUCUAUUAGCAGUGAUGAGAGCUGUUCCCACAGUGAGCUGUCCAGUGCGCUGGAGAGUCUUGGUUUAAAUGCCAAGGACCUGGAGCCCCUGCUGUUGGAUGAGAAAAUGGUGAUGGUCGAUAUGGACCCUGAUCACUCCCUGUCCCUCAGCAACUUCCUAACCAACGAUGAGAUUCUCUCCUACAUCCAUGAGUCUCUGAUGAACAAGUAUGAGGGGGGACAACAGGUCUGGCCUUCACUGGACACAACCCAGAGCCUGAAUGAAGACUUCCCUAUGUACCAGGCCCAUGUGGAGGACAAGGACUCUCAGUACCUUUCCCAACAAAUGCAGCAGUCUGGAGUUGCCCAGGGCCAGGCAGCUGCUCCACUGUGGGAAUGGCCCCUCCACAGCACACUGGGGCAGCUGUCCCCAUUGCUGCUGAAGCCAUCAGAAGAAGAGAAACAGCUGUCUGAUGGCUUGCAGUGGAGGCCAGCUGGGGAAGAGGGCCUGCUCCACUUUUUCCAGCUCACACAGGGCACUCAGUGGGCCAAAGCUCCCGGCUUGGGCCUGCAGGGCUCAUCCAUGGGAGUCCCAUACCCAUGGGAGACACAUGGGGCUCAGCAGCUGGAGGGUGAAUUCCCAGCUAUGCAUUUCAUCCAAGAAGAUGCUCUUCAGCCCUUUUCCCUUCACAGUCAGGGCCCAGGGUGUUUGGGACUGCCAAGCCAACUGAAACACAAGGCCAGCCAGUAUUUGCUGAUGAAUGGGUUGUGUGGCCACAACCCCACCUCCUCUCCACACCUCCGUCCUGGCAGCAGCAAUAGCCCAUGGCAGGACUAUGUUUCCCCACUCCUGGGGUCCCCAGCUCAGCUUGAUUUCUGUCGCAAUGACCAAGACUUGAACCUCCAGCAUCAGGGUUGCUCGAGUCCAGUGCACGGGCCCAAUGUGUCAACAGUACACUUUAACCUGAAUGGAUUAUCCAACAUGGAAACUGUGGACAGUAGGGGGUCCCAGGAAGAGGUGGUUCCAUAUGCUGUUUUUUCCCCUCCUUCCUCAUACCAGCUUAUUUCCAAGAAGCAGCCAAGCCCUGUUCCCUCAGUGUCCCAACACCCUUUCCAGAGCUUCGCUGCAGAGCAUUUUGGAAGCAUUAGCAGGCCACUGGAGACUCCUAUGAAUUCCUAUGGGAUGUAUACCUCCUUGUUGAGCCAGGAGAGUAGACACAAGCCUGAAAACCUUUUGUCCAGUGCUCGUGUGGGAUUCUCUGGAGACUGCCUGGUGCCAAGGGGGAGAUCCACUCCUUCCAGCAAGCUGCACUCUUGUACGGAAGUGCUUCCAGAUCACCAGCAUGCAUCCAGCAGUGACUUUUAUCUUUAGGAGAGGAAGAUUAGAUGGGACAAAACAGGAUUAUUCACAGACUAUGUGGGGAAGAAGCUGUGUUUAAGUUACAGAUAACAGAGCCAUUCUUUCCCUUCUCCCUGUCAUCUGUGUCCUGCCAUUCAGAGCAAUGUCAGUUGCUUUGGCUUGGCUGGCUUUGUUCUUAUUUUUUAUCAACCUCUUGCAAUGCUGACCCUGCAGAGCAGGGAAGAAGGGAGAUUAUGUGUGCCACGCUGUACGUCUCACGGAGAUGUCCCCGACUUGAGAACUGAGGUUACCAUUAUGCCAGGCAGCAGGGCUGAAGAGCAGGGCUUCCCUGGGGCAUGGAUGCGUGGAGACAGCGAGCCAGCCUGCAAUGUGGGUCAGCCAGCACAUGCAGCAUCUUUUUUUAAUGCAAUUAUCUUGUAAUUUCUGAGAGUUUGGUUGGGUUUGGCCCAUUAGAAGACCCCAAACUUCAGGGCAUUUUUUUUACAUGCUGUCUCUCAUUCCACUCCGACCCCCUUGUUUUUGUUUCACCAGCAGGGAUGUUGUCUGCCCUUUCUGUCUGUGGAUCUUACAGCAAAAGGAGAGUCCACUUUGAAAUAUUUUGGCCUGGUUUAUUUGCAUUUAUGGUUGUUUCUGUCUUUUAAAUGGUAUUCAGAGACUAACUGUUGCUCUAGAAAGAAAAAGGAUUGCUUUCUAACCCCAACCAAGAUGCUAUGUUGAAGAUGUGAUAUUAAUGUGGCAAGUCUUGCACUUUGCUGAGAAAUCAGAGAGAGAGCUCUCUGUUGCACCAAUCUUUGCAGUUCUGUCAUUAAGUGAAAGUAUUUUUGGUGCAUUUUGCCAGGCUUUUUGAAACACUGGCUGCUUUCAUUACUGUUGCUUCACUCCCACAGUUCAGUAGUCCCUGACAGUGUCUGUGCAAAGCAGCCCUCGCCUCUAAGGACAAAUGGAUUUCUGCUCUCUGAAGCUUUCUGAUGAGCAAACAUUUACAAGCAUGGCCCAAAAACCCCCACAAGAGUUGUGUGUAGAAAAAAGACAGGGGAGGUUUUCACCUAUGGUAUUAACUUUACUGCCAUCCCAGCCCAGGCACCUUUGGCUAUGGCAGAGGCACAUAGUAUGGAUAAUGCCUGUUUUAAAAAGAAAUCUGAACCCUGACUUCUGUUCUCAUGUUGCACUGGUUCUUUCUGCCAGAUUUCUGUGUGUGUCCCAUGCAUUCCCAUUUGUUAGGAUCUAGAUUAGAUGUCCUGUGGCAAAUGUCCUGAAUUACAGUUUUGUUGUACUGUGUGUGACAUACAUACCCAGGCUGGCUGAUGACUGAUUUUUCUUUUGGCUGGCAGGGAGUCUAAACCCCUUCAGCUGUUCAGGUACUUCAUUCUCAAACAUUAGGAGCAAACUGGCAUAUAAGCCAUACCUUGUAUCUGUGCCUAAAAAGAUUGCAGAAAGGUAGUGGAGUUGACUGCUAACCUAAGGUGAAGAUUCAGAUUUACUGUACAAAAGAAAAGUUUUCAGUAAGAUAAAAAAAAAUAAGUACAAUGUUACUUAAUUUUAAAUACUGACAUAGUGAUAUUUUCCCAUAGAAAAGAAAUACAGCCCAUACAUAUGUAUAUAGUUUGAGCUGACAGAUAUAUUUUUAUGCCACUCCCGUGAAGAAGAAAAUUUCUUAUCUUCCCAAAGCAUUAAAUUAGUAACCUAUGGGAUGAGACAAAGACACCGUUCAAAGGAUUAGAAAUAUGACCACCCUUUCAGAAACCUGACAAAGAAGCAUCCCUCCUACUGUGUGUUCAGCCUUGGUUUCAUGUAACUUUCUGUCCUUUUUUUUUUUUUUUUUUUUUCCCCCUCAAUAAAAAGUUCUGGACCUCA